UUGUAUGAAUUAAAACUGCCACCUAAGUGUGGGCUAACCCAACCAAGAGGGAUUUCACCUACAUCCAUUCAGUCAGUUUAUGGGGGUUUAAAGAAAUUCCAAAGAGUCAUCAGAAGAGGAAAAACAAAGGUAAUGCUUUCUGCCACACAGGUAGAGUCUUUGAAAAUAUGUGUAAUAUGUAAAACAUUCUGACACCCCCAUAUUAUUUUUCCAGCAUUAACAGUAUAAAUUGCCUCCCAUGCUGAAGAGCUGCCUAUCACCCUUGCUAAUCACUACUCACAGAGACCUCAAGUCCUGCAGGCAUGUACAGCAUGCAGCUCGCAUCCUGUGUUGCACUGACGCUCGUACUCCUUGUCCACAGCGCACCCACUUCAAGCUCUACAGAGGAAACGGGGCAGCACCUGGAGCAGUUAUUGCUGGACUUACAGGUGCUUGAGAGAGGGAUCAAUAAUUACAAGAACCCGAAACUCCCCAUGAUGCUCAGGUUUAAAUUUUACAUGCCCAUGAAGGCCACAGAACCGAAGCAUCUUCAGUGCCUGGAAGAAGAACUUGGCGCUCUGCAGAGUGUGCUGGAUUUGAAUCAAAGCAAAAGCUUUUACUUAGAAGACACUGGGAAUUUCAUCAACAAUAUCAGAGUAACAGUUGCGAAACUAAAGGGCUCUGAAAACACAUUCAAAUGCAAAUUCGACGAUGAGCCAGUGACUGUGGUGGAGUUCCUGAGGAGAUGGAUUGCCUUCUGUCAAAGCGCCAUCUCAACCAUGAUUCAAUAACUAUGUGCUUCCUGCUUACAACACACAAGGCUUUCUAUUUAUUUAAAUAUUUAACUUUAUAUUUAUUUUUGGAUGUAUUGUUUACUAUCUUUUGUAACUACUAGUAUUCAGAUGAUAAAUAUGGAUCUUUAAAGAUUCUUUUUUUGUAAGCCCCAAGGGCUCUAAAAUGUUUUAAAUUAUUUAUCUAAAAUUAUUUAUUAUUACAUUGACUUGUUAAA
Molecule: messenger RNA, 988 nt
Organism: Acomys russatus (golden spiny mouse)
Lineage: Eukaryota; Metazoa; Chordata; Mammalia; Rodentia; Muridae
Gene: Il2
Product: interleukin 2
Exons: 4
Coding region: 303-770 (155 amino acids)
Biological process (GO): immune response
Cellular component (GO): extracellular region
Molecular function (GO): interleukin-2 receptor binding; growth factor activity
Source: RefSeq, a predicted model, not a curated record